GCGGAGCUACAGGGAGGAAGAGUUGCGAGUGAGAGGCAGUCGGAAGACAGCACAAAUAACCAAAUAACAGGAAGCAUUCACAAUCAUUUUACAGAUAGUCUCGCGCCCUGCCAGAACAAACAGGCACGCGCGCUGAGGGCGGACAUUGGAAUUAAACCGAGGUUUAAUUUCAUCUGCAUUCUCAUACAAGAGGAAAUUGUCCGCCCCCGCCCCUAGUGACCUAGAAAGUAAACAGAUGGAGAAACAGGCCGGAUCUGCCGGGGCGGCGGACGGAGCAGGGCCGAACAGAAAGCUCUGGGGCUCGCCGACCGGAGGACCAGCCACCAGUGAAACCCCGGACAGUCCAACUGGUUCUCACGUAGAGUGGUGUAAACAGCUGAUCGCAGCCACCAUCUCCAGUCAGAUCUCAGUAUCGGUCCCACCUGACAUCUCGAACAGGGACAACAAGGCUAGGAGAAGACCAGAUUUCCUGGUGUCCAAGAAGCGGAAUCCCAGGCAAGAUUCACCAGAUGGAGAAAGUGAUUCUGAUUAUCCUUCCGAUGCUUCGAACCUUCCAGCUUUGAGGUACGGGGCGCAGGUCACAAUGUUCCAGAACCAGGUUCCUCUGCUACCGGGUGAGACCAUCCAGACUACAGUCAAGGAUGUGAUGUAUAUCUGUCCAUUCAGUGGUCUGGUUAAUGGAACCCUGACCAUCACAGACUACAAGCUCUACUUCACCACUUUGGAAAGGGAGUCUCCAUUCGUUCUUGAUGUGAACCUGGGAGUCAUCAGCAGACUGGAGACCAUCAGUGUUCCCAACCAGGGGGAGAACACCAAAGGACUCGAGCUGGUCUGCAAGGACAUGAGGAGUCCCCGGUUUGCCUACAAGACAGAGGAAAGCCAACCGGACAUGGUGAAGCUGCUGACCAAACAUGCCUUCCCCCUCUCCCACAGCCUGCCCCUGUUUGCCUUCCUGUACAAGGAGCAGUUUCCUGUGGAUGGCUGGAAGGUGUACGACCCAACAGCCGAGUACAGGCGUCAGGGCCUCCCUAAUGAGAGCUGGACCAUCAGUAAGAUGAACAGCACCUAUGAACUGUGUGACACCUAUCCCUCCAUCCUGGUCAUCCCCACCAACAUCGCAGAAGAAGACAUCAAACGAGUGGCUGUGUUUAGAGCGAAGCACCGCAUACCGGUCCUGUCCUGGAUUCACCCAGAGUCUCAGGCCACCAUCAUACGCUGUAGCCAGCCGUUAGUCGGACCUUCAGACCGUCGCUGUAAAGAGGACGAACGCUUCCUCCAAAUCAUCAUGGAUGCCAACGCCCAGUCCCACAAGCUCACCAUCUUUGACGCCCGGCAGAGUAGCGUAGCAGUGACCAACAAGGCCAAGGACGGAGGGUUUGAAAGUGAGAGUUUCUACCCAAAUGUGGAGCUGAACUUCCUGGAAAUCCCCAACAUCCACGUGAUGAGGGAGUCUCUGAGGAAGAUGAAGGACGUGGUUUACCCCACCAUAGAUGAAGCACACUGGCACUCCGCUAUUGACCAGACACACUGGCUGGAGUACAUACGGCUUUUAUUAGCAGGAGCUGCAAAGAUCGCUGAUAAGCUGGAGUCCGGGAAGACGUCGGUGGUGGUUCACUGCAGUGACGGCUGGGACAGAACGGCUCAGCUCACGUCUCUGGCCAUGCUGAUGCUGGACAGUCACUACCGAACUCUCAGGGGAUUCCAGGUUCUGGUGGAGAAGGAGUGGAUUAGCUUUGGACACAAGUUUGCUGCUCGCGUGGGUCACGGUGAUGAGAACCAUGCUAACUCAGAGCGCUCGCCUCUCUUUGUCCAGUUUAUCGACUGUGUUUGGCAGAUGACUCGGCAGUUCCCAGCAGCCUUUGAGUUCAAUGAGCUGUUCCUGAUCACAGUGCUGGACCACCUCUACAGCUGUCUGUUCGGUACAUUCCUCUACAACAGCGAACAGGAGAGGGCAGCCAAGGAGGUGCAGACAAAGACUAUGUCGCUGUGGUCCUACAUUAACAGCCAGCCAGAGGACUUCAGCAACCCCUUCUAUGUGGACUAUGAGCACCAUGUUCUGUAUCCGCUGGUUUCCUCCAGACAUCUGGAGCUGUGGACCGGCUACUACGCCCGCUGGAACCCCCGUAUGAGACCACAGGUGCCGGUGCACCAGACUCUGAAGGAGCUGCUGAUAUUGAGAGCAGAGCUCCAGAGGAGGGUGGAGGAGCUGCAGAGAGAAGCCACCUCCCACUCUUUGUCCUCCUCCUCUGAACACUCCCCCUCGCACAGCACAGGAACUCCACUGCACAGCGCUGUCUGACACACACACAUAUCUGAAACACCCCUACAGACACACACACACACACACACACACACACACACACACACACACACACACACACACACAGAUUAAAGCAUGUUUUAGCCCAAUUUCUACAAAUACGGAUGUUUACAAUGUGAAGACUUUACAAAGAGGUUCUUAACUCUUAUAAUAACAUUCCUCAACACAUUUUUAGCUAAGUUAAAAACAAGCCUGUUACAACACCUGUGCUUAUUAUUUAUAUAUUUGUUUUUAAAUCUCCCAAUUCAGAAAGACCAGCUUCCCCUGUUCUGCGGGAGUCUUACCAAUUCACAGGUUUUUUGGGGGGGUUUUGUAUGAAGAAUUGCUACUAUUCGUCUCAGGGUUUAGUUAUUCACAUGACUGCAGAAGGCUGCCAGUAACAUGUUACCUGUAGUGUGUGAACGCAAUCACUGCACGCUCCCUCACACUUCCCCUUCCUUUACUGUGUCAGUGAUCGUCUCCAUCAAGAUUAGAAUUAUUGUAAUGAGCUAUGCUAUAGUUCUAUCCAAAAUUCAUGAGCAAAAGAACUCAACACUUUCAAGUGGAAACGAUAUGAAAAUAAUAUAUUUUUCGGAAUAGGAAUCACAGAUGAUGAGAAUCACAAUUCCGGGAUUAUUAUCCCUCACCUACUUCCCACCCGCGAACACUGUGUGUUAGAUGACCCCAGCUCCCCCCUCUCAUUACCCGGACACUGCCUUACUGUGCAUGUUUUCCUUUAUUUGUAUACAAAAGAAUCUUUUUUAUUUUUUAUUUUUGUACGUUGCCUUUCCAUGCGUCAACCUCGUCAUUGUUCCCUCAUCCCCUUUUGUCAUUUACUGUAAAUGAUUUCUAAUCAGUGUUUCUCACAAAUGAACCAAACUACAUGUCUGUUUAUGUAGAGCUGCUCCCAAAGUGUGUUACUGUGUGGAUGCAUUGACUGAAAGCAGCAAGUUCAUAGAACAAUGAUAAUAUAAUGAUGAUUUUAGAUAUUUAAAAAUAUUUUUGUGUCUUUUAUUGCAGUUCAGAUUUCACAAUAAAAGAGUAAAAUAUGAUCAAAUAUAAACAUUCCAAAUUGAGUGUGAAAUACAAAAGAAAUAUAUUAAUAUUAUAGUUUAUGGUUGUAAACAGACUAAUAAAAACCAGAAAACGUU
Molecule: messenger RNA, 3450 nt
Organism: Cottoperca gobio
Lineage: Eukaryota; Metazoa; Chordata; Actinopteri; Perciformes; Bovichtidae
Gene: mtmr1a
Product: myotubularin related protein 1a
Exons: 20
Coding region: 236-2299 (687 amino acids)
Biological process (GO): phosphatidylinositol dephosphorylation
Cellular component (GO): cytoplasm; membrane
Molecular function (GO): phosphatidylinositol-3,5-bisphosphate 3-phosphatase activity; phosphatidylinositol-3-phosphate phosphatase activity
Source: RefSeq, a predicted model, not a curated record